Saccostrea echinata is the source of this 1080-nucleotide messenger RNA. RefSeq lists its product as uncharacterized. The transcript is spliced from 6 exons. The record is from RefSeq and is a predicted model, not a curated record. Lineage: Eukaryota; Metazoa; Mollusca; Bivalvia; Ostreida; Ostreidae. Bases 1 to 792 code for a protein of 263 amino acids. Gene Ontology annotation, cellular component: kinetochore; Mis6-Sim4 complex.
AUGACAGAUUGUUUUGCUUUUCUCGAGAAGCUAGAGCGAGAAAAUAGCGAAGGAAAGGAAAGCGACCUUUUACAGAAAUGGAUACACCUAAAGUCAGUCAGGGAAAAGUUACUCACAAAGCUAGAUCAUUUGAAUAGAACUGAGAGUCAAUUAGAAGAAGAAAUAGAAAGAGAGCUUUUUGGACAGCAGUCAGAAACUGAGAAUGAGGAGCUGGCAGAGAGACAUCAGUAUUUACAAGAUUUACUCAAUUUAUACAGGAUCACAGGUACACAUGUAUGCCAUGAGGACAAGGAGCAGUUAACAGUUUGUUUGGAUGCCUCUUAUUAUGACACUGUUUUAGAAUCUUACCUUAUAGAAUUAAAGAAUAAAGAUAAUGGAUAUGUAAUACUAAGGCAUUCAUUGCCUGAGUUCAUCCCCACACUUCAGCUGGAGAAGGACCACCUGACUACAGGAGAUAUUGCAUCAUUUCUGUCCAUCAUUAGGAACUAUGUGCAAGCAUACAUAUUCAAAAGAGAGGAACACAGGAGAGUGAAGGAAGUGAUUGAGGGAAACGGUUUUUCAUGUGACAUCCAGAACACUUCAAGUUAUGAUUAUGUCGAGAUCAAGUUAGAGGACCCCAAACAACUUUAUAGAAUGAAACUGGUCUUUAGAUUACUAAGUGUUUUGCCAGAGAGAGUUCAGAUAGAGGAAGAUUCAGAGACACAGAGAAACAUCAAAGACUGGAAGAAUAUAUUUUUAUCCAAACCACUUGCUGAUUCUGUUUCUGAGAUAGUGACAGACAUUUUAAAAUGAUUUAGAUAGACAUCAAUUUCUAUUGAGUUUCUGUUAUGAAACAGUGUUUCUGCUAAAGCAGCUGUACAAUAGUUUUUUGUAUAUCUUAUCAACUAUAUACAUAUUUUUUCUUCACAUGUGUGAAGUCUACUGGAGGUAUAUGUACUAAGAAAUGUACUGUACCAGUUAUUCAUUUGGGAUUCUUACAUUAUUUACAUCAGUCAUGGCAUAAACUACAUACUUUCUAUAUGUGAAAGAUACAUUAAAAUUAAAUUUUGUCUCUAACUUAAACUUACUAGUAUCUUUUUA